Molecule: messenger RNA, 1922 nt
Organism: Acyrthosiphon pisum (pea aphid)
Lineage: Eukaryota; Metazoa; Arthropoda; Insecta; Hemiptera; Aphididae
Product: leukocyte elastase inhibitor
Exons: 7
Coding region: 237-1517 (426 amino acids)
Molecular function (GO): serine-type endopeptidase inhibitor activity
Source: RefSeq, a predicted model, not a curated record
UUACCGUGCGCGGUCUAUCGCGGCGCCGAGUUGCGCCAAUCCGGCUGGUUGCAAGGCUGUUGACCCAGUUAAUGGUUAUCAUAAUAAUAAUAUUCUAAUAUUGUUUUAUCCGCUACGCGUACCACACGCUGCGACGACUCCGACCACGACGACGACGAUCAGUCCUCGCGAGUCACCAGAACGGAUACAAUAUAUACAUUUAAUAUCGCACGGGCUUGCAGCAGAUUCCUAUAACUAUGGCUCGGUGGCGCAUGGUCCAAUCCGCGACAGCACCGUUCAUACACAUAACUUCAUCCGUCUCAAUGCACUUGCUGAUAGCUGCGGUGACGGCUCUGUCUUCAUCGGUGUCAGCUUCGGGAUGGACCAACUCAACGGACGUGAUCCGGGUAGUUCAGUUCAGCAACAGUCUGGUGCCUCCUCUCUUCAACCACUAUUCUAGAGGCCGAGACAACCUGGUUCUGGCGCCUUUCGGGGUGGCAACUAACGUGGCCAUGAUGCUGGAAGGCUUGCAAGGUCGGGCCGCCGAAGAGGUAACCGCGCUGUUCCGACUCCAGGCAAAGGAAGUGCGCCAACAGCUGAGAAGAGGUUUUAAAAUGAUUUUUGAUACGUUUGGGGAUGAUUCGGACGGAGAUUUUGCCGGAUCCUACAACAAAGCAUCUGUGACCAGUUCCCGGGUUAUGCCAUCGUCAUACAUAAACAGACUUUCGAAAUAUUAUCAAGCUAACGUUACCACGAUGCGGAGCGAGAAUUCGAAUAACAGCUUAACUGAUAUUUUAGAAUUACGGAGUGACACAGGAAUAAUAAGUCACUGGAAAGAUUACCAAAAACUAGCCACGUACACUUACUUAUCGUAUCAACCAUCAGCACCGUUUACCAAAGCUGACGGUUCAAUUGUCCACGUCCCAAUGAUACCACAGACAGGAAUGUUCAAAAUCGGAUACGUACCACAACUCAAGUGUUUAGCUGCUGAACUAAUGUUUGAGACCGACAAAGUGAGCAUGCUUAUCAUGAUGCCGGACGACGUUAACGGUUCCGAGUUAAUGAUCGAGCGGCUGUCCAAAGAAAACUUCCUGGACAUCUUGGACUCGCUGGGAUACCAGGACACAGAGGUUCUGUUGCCGCAGUUGGCCGCAUUCACCAACGGUCUGGAUUUGGAACCGUUCUUCAAGAAGCUCGGCGUCAAGGCAGCCUUCAACCAGACGGUCAGCGGUAGUGCCGACAACAAUAAUAAAACUUCAUCGAAGAGUCGCGAUCACGCGUCUAAGUCUCCUACGUUCACGUUGGUGUCGAUGAAACAGAACGCGUACUUUUCAAUGUCGUUCAUCACGAUCAAUUCCGUCGGCUCCGUCGGCACAAAGUUAGGUAUUCGUCCGUCAGCCUCAAGACAAAAACGAGGCAUUGCCACUAAAGUAGUAUUUGACAAGCCGUUUGUAUUUUUUGUUUAUAACAAAUUAACAGGACUAAUUCUGUUGGCAGGGAAAAUUACAAACCCUACACAAGUGCCUUCCACAAGUUAAAAAUUAAUUUAAAAGUUAGGUAAUUCACAAAUAAUAAUGAUAAUUUCUAUAAUAUGUAGUAUAUCAUAUGUAGGUAAUUAUAAUGUAUAUUAUUAUAAUAAUUAUUACUUACUACCUAGUUACAAGUUAUAUUAUUAUUUAGGUAAUACUUAAAAUCUAAUUUUGAGUUAAAAUGUUUUAAUGUAAAAUCGUAAAUCGAAAUAUUUAUUUGUACAUAAUCUGUUAAUAUUUUUGUAUGUAUACUUCAAUUUAGUUUUGUUUUUUAAAUGUUUAUAUGACUAUGGUUUAAUUGUAGAUAUAGAUGUGCAUGUAUUAUAAAAACUAGUUGAGAACAAUUAUUUAACUGAUAUGUGUGCAAAAUAGUUAUUAUUUAAAAAUAUGUUUCUAAAAACAAAAUUAGAUUUA